GAACGAGGGGGCAAUUUGCACAAAACCAAGUAACAUGACACCCGACGCCCUACGUCACCACCGUUACCAAUUGGCCUUUCUGCCGCCCAAUCAUCCGAUCGGUUAGGACCCCAGUUUCGCAGCGUCCAAGCGACUGAUGAUACGACCGCAUUGCGCAACGUCAAGCCGCAAGAUAGAGAUGCUUGUUCGAGAUCUGAUCUAGGGAAUAUUGAGGACCACCGAAAUAUGCGACCGUCCCUUUUGCCUUUCGUUGCUCUCAGUGCUACCGUUUCGGCUCAACUUCUCGUGCCCCUCCUAAGGAACCCGUCAACGCCGCACCCGUUUGGUCGCGACCAAGCGCCCCUCAUGGACCCCGCUGGUCCCGGACCGGCGAUGCCUCCGUCGGGAUCCUCUCCUGCUGAGCCGCCUGCCAGUGCUGGGGGAGGUGUUGUGCUGUCCGAUGUGAUGGGCCGCGAUAGGAGCAUCAACUUAUUUGCAGGAUUCGUACGAGACAUCGAAUCCGCCGCCCGCCGCCUGGAAGACCCCUCCCACAACACAACAGUGCUCGCUCCACUCAACUCGGCCGUCGAGAAGCUCCCUAGGAAACCGUGGGAGGAUCCACGAGAAUACGGCGCGCUCGGCCCCAACGCGUACGAGGGCGGGGACGGCCACGAGAGAGCUCAGCGUAAUCUGCGCCGGUUCGUGGAGGCCCACCUAGUACCUGCGAGUCCCUGGCAAGAAGGCCAGAAGAUUAAGACAGUGGGUGGUGAUCGGGAUAUCUGGUGGGAAGAAAAGGACGGAACACGCCUGAUUCAACCGGGUUCGAUAGAGAUCGUCAGCGUCGCGGGGAAUGUUGAAAACGGUCAAGUGUGGAUCAUCAAAAACGUGCGCAAUUAUUCCGAGUAAAUGGAAUGAUACCGGCGAAUUUAUUUGUAUGGGGAGAUGGCUAGAACGACACCAACAUUUUUGAGAUCGUGAGGGUGGCGCGAGAUGAGAACGCUGUCAGGAUGUUAUGAUUAAUGGCUCGAGGGAUAAAAUAGGAUGAAUGAUGAUGAUGACGAGCGUCUGGAAUUCAGUAGCGGUAAAUUCAAAGAUA
This is a messenger RNA of Chaetomium fimeti, 1075 nucleotides long. RefSeq lists its product as uncharacterized. The transcript is spliced from 5 exons. The coding region runs from base 226 to 885 and encodes 219 amino acids. The record is from RefSeq and is a predicted model, not a curated record. Lineage: Eukaryota; Fungi; Ascomycota; Sordariomycetes; Sordariales; Chaetomiaceae.